This is a messenger RNA of Sycon ciliatum, 2561 nucleotides long. Its product is annotated as DNA-directed RNA polymerase II subunit RPB1-like. Lineage: Eukaryota; Metazoa; Porifera; Calcarea; Leucosolenida; Sycettidae. The coding region runs from base 445 to 1926 and encodes 493 amino acids. Gene Ontology annotation, cellular component: endosome. Gene Ontology annotation, molecular function: phosphatidylinositol phosphate binding. Gene Ontology annotation, biological process: vesicle organization; intracellular protein transport. The record is from RefSeq and is a predicted model, not a curated record. The transcript has 6 exons.
GCGGGAUUCAAAGGCUUGUGAAAAUAGAAGUGAUGGGUUUGUAGCCUAUGUUACAAUGUAGGUUUGUACAUUUUCUCUUGAUGAAUUCAACCGGUACCGGAAAUCGAGUAACGGAGUCCGCAAUCCAACUGGAGCAAUCUUCAGGGGCCAGCGGAGGCUAAGCGUUACGCUCGCAAUCAGCGAGUUUUGGCCGUGGUCGCACGCAGUGGUAGAUCAACUAUAGCUUUUUGUAGUAACUGGCUGUUGUAGGUUUCGGCACUGCGGCACCGGCCAUUUGGCAUUGAUUGUGCUUGUCGGCUGAUCUGCGCCGCGCACAGCUGGGACGGACGGCUGCUGCUCGGUCCGAGCUGUCCCCAGGAAGUGCAUGGAGGCAGGGAUUGGUCACAUCGUAGAUACCUUUGCUGAGACGACGGUGCUGGACACGGCCGCACUGACCAGGGCAAGAUGAUCCGAAAUCCUGGGAACACCAAGGUGGUUGUGCGUAACCCCGUCACUCACAACCGUGAGCUUGGCAAGUACACGGAUUAUGAGAUCUGCAUUCAGACAUCAAACAUUGCCUUCGAUUUCCAGGAGAGUGAAGCAGUGCGCCGUCGUUUCAGAGAGUUUGUUUGGCUGAGGGAGAAAUUGGCCGAUGCUUCAAUAGGAGGCCUGCCCGAGGUACCGCCGAAAACCUUCUUUGGACGAUUUGAAGAGGAUUUCAUCCAGAGGAGGACAGAUGAGCUGCAGGAAUUCCUGCAGAAAUUGGUCGCUAUACCGGCAGUGCUGACGGAAAAGGUUUUUCACGAGUUUGUGCAGACAUCCAACAAAUUAGAGGACAUGGAGAGGAUGUACGACACCACGCAUCCUUUGGCGGGCAGGCCCGACCUUGCUGUCGAGCCGACCAUCCUGCUCGUCAAGGAUAUAGUAGCUAGCCGGCAGAUCUGCAGGGACCCGGCAGAGGAGCACAGUGCCGAGCGGCCUUCACACAGUGAGGAGAGUCGGUUACCACACAAUGCCGAGUGUCCGUCUCACAGUACUGAGCGUCUGUCACAAAGUGCUGAGCCGCCGUUACACAGCGGGGAGAGACCACAAUACAGUGCUGAGCCGCCGUUACACAGCGGGGAGAGACCACAAUACAGUGCUGAGCCACCGUUACACAGCGGGGAGAGACCACAAUACAGUGCUGAACGUCCAUCAUACAGUGCUGAACGGCCAUCAUACAGUGCUGAACGGCCAUCAUACAGUGGGGAGAGUCCGCCAUACAGUACAGAACGUCUGUCAUGCAGUGCUGAGCCGCAGCUACACAGCGCUGAGCAUCCGACAUACAGCGCGGAGCGUCCGCCAUACAGCGCGGAGCGUCCACCAUACACGGCUGAGCGUCCGCCAUGCACUGCUGUGCGUCCGCCAUACAGCGCGGAGAGUCCGACAUACAGUGCUGAGCGUCCGACAAACAGCGCGGAGCGUCCGCCAUCCACUGCUGAGUGUCCGCCAUACACUGCUGAGCGUCCGCCAUACAGCGUGGAGCGUCUGCCAUACAAUGCUGAGAGUCCGCCAUACAGCGCGGAGCGUCCGCCAUACAGUGCUGAAAGCCCGUCAGACACUGCCGAGGUUGCAACACACAGUGCGGGGUGUCCGCCAUACAGUGGUCAGCAUCCAUCACGCAGUGCCGAGUGUGCGUCAGCCAGUGUCAUCUCUGGAGAACCAGACCACCAAGGAUCAUCUACCCUUUCCUGGAGCGACUCUCAUACUCAACCCAGCUCGCCUUCCUUAGUGACAAAUGCAAGAAUACAGCGGAGUGAUUUGCACACAAUAAGACAUGACAACAAUGCAAUACAUGAAAAGUCAACAGCUGCUGCUACGAUUGUUGAGCGGCCUGUUGCAUUAAAUCCUUUCGUAAAUUCCGUCGCCAUUGCAGAUGAGAGCGGCUGUUACUCAGACCGCUGCUGAGUUGCGUGCUGCUUGGGCGGGAAACUUUGGAAGGGUACUCAGCCAAUCUUAGGCUAUGUUGAUACAAUUUGAGGAACAAGAUUUUCUAGCUGUCCAUUGCCAGAAGACUCCUAGCCUUUUUAAAGCAUUGAAGUAGAGCAGUUUGCUGUGCCCUUGAGGCCAUUCUGCACGGGCGUGUCUGUGUUGUUUCCGUGGUGUGUUCCCGGGGCUGACUUAUCUAUGUUCUCAGGAUUACUAGUGAAUAGGUAGUGAUUGGUUUUUUUUCCAAAAAAUAUACUUUCGACUCUUAAAAAGCGAUUAAACAGUUCGCCAACUUCGGAAAAUGACAGAAAACGAAAUAAUUAUAACGCUGCAGUCACCAAAAGUUGGUGUACCGAAUUCUCUUUUUAUUAUAUCCAUUUGCAUCUUUCUCUCAAAGCAGUGGAUCUCUUUCAUAUUCUUUUAAUUUUUUUGCAACACUGAUAAUUAUUUGUAUCUUUGGCUAUGCCUUCGUUGUGGACUACAACCAUUACUAGUACAUUGCAAUUGGGUCACAGUGUAGACUGCAUGUUUGGCUCUGGUACAGCCUGCUAUUUAUAAGCUACAUUACUGUACACAAAAGCAGUUUCAGAACUUUUGCUCUUUGUUUUGAAUAA